AUGCGUGGCGGAGCUAUGGGUAUGAUGGGUCAAGGAUACGGCAGACCAGCUCCAUAUGGCAUGGGUCCGAUGGGCGCGGGUUAUGGUAGAGGCCCUAUGCCUUAUAGAGGUCCAGUGGGAUACGCACCAGACCCAAACAUCAGUUUCUUCAAUGCUCCACAACCUGCACCUCCACCUCCUCCGAAUAAUCAGACGGAUUCAAACAACGAAAACAAAUCGAACGCAGCUGAAGUGCCAGGAUUUGGGUCCAAUAGCAGCAUUCAUGAAUUGUUCGGAAAGAUGGUGUGGAAAAAAAUGGAAGCUAUUAAAGAUGAAGCUGUCAUUGAUCGACUCCAAAAUCGCAUAAUGAACAUGAUUCAUGAAGCUCUAGCCCAGCAAUCUGAAGCGUCCAAUGGAGGUGGAGGAUCCAACCAAAAUGCGGCUGUAAAUGGCGGGAAAUCGAAUCAGUCAUCGGGAAAUUUCAGAUCUUUCUGA
Messenger RNA from Haemonchus placei, 474 nucleotides. Lineage: Eukaryota; Metazoa; Nematoda; Chromadorea; Rhabditida; Trichostrongylidae. The record is from the annotation of a GenBank genome assembly.